This is a messenger RNA of Cadophora gregata, 864 nucleotides long. RefSeq lists its product as uncharacterized. The coding region runs from base 1 to 864 and encodes 287 amino acids. Gene Ontology annotation, biological process: mycotoxin biosynthetic process. The record is from RefSeq and is a predicted model, not a curated record. NCBI's taxonomy places the organism in Eukaryota, Fungi, Ascomycota, Leotiomycetes, Helotiales, Ploettnerulaceae. The transcript has 5 exons.
AUGUCGUUUCCGUCCUUGCUCAAUACUUCAUCAUAUAUCCCAGUGAGCAAUCAUGACCACGACCAUGAGCAUGAAUCCGACUCGUCCUCCAUCUCCACAGCAGAAUCCAAUGAGAACCUCCUUUCUGAAAAAGACAGCUCAUGUCGGACGAAUCCACCAUCAACACUUCAGCGUUUCAGGAAAUACCUCCCCUGGACACUGCACCUCGUUCUCGUCCUUCUAUACACCACAGCUUUCAUUUUCUCACCUGCGAAGGUGAUCAUCCGAGAGCCUUUUGAUGCACCAACCGAUGCACCGAUCGAGUACGAAACCGUAACUUAUUUCAGCGAGCCCGAGGGCUCAAAAUACUUCGGACCUUCAAAUAACAAAACGGAUGCUGCAUGGGAUGGUCUUCUAACCAAUGGACCAGGCAUAGUCUGGAUCUCCGAAGAAGCUGCUUCCAAACUCUCUGAGCCAACGGAGCGAGUGCGCGAUUACGAGAGGAAGAUUAAUCCGGAUGUGCCGGGGUACAUGGGGAAUAUCGAGGUGUUUCAUCAGUUGCAUUGUCUUAAUCGCAUCCGCAAACUAUUUUAUAACCAAACUCGCGAAGAUGUUCAUGAUGAGAUUCCUGAAAUGAGAGAGCCACACACGAUGCAUUGUUUCGAAUACCUCCGCCAAGUCCUCCAAUGCCAUGGCGACGUAGGAAUCAUGUCUCUUGGCUGGGACGCAGAAGGCGAAGCGUAUACUGCUAUCUUUGAGACGAAGAAGCAGUGCAGGAACUUUGAGUUGAUUACGGAGUGGACGAGGGAGCAUCAAGUGUUGACGUUCUUGCCGACGAAUCAGUUGAAUGCGACGGAUUUUGAGGAGGAGGAAGAUGAGAAAUGA